Candidozyma haemuli is the source of this 807-nucleotide messenger RNA. RefSeq names its product ubiquinone biosynthesis protein. The transcript has a single exon. Bases 1 to 807 code for a protein of 268 amino acids. The record is from RefSeq and is a predicted model, not a curated record. NCBI's taxonomy places the organism in Eukaryota, Fungi, Ascomycota, Pichiomycetes, Serinales, Metschnikowiaceae. Gene Ontology annotation, molecular function: protein-containing complex binding. Gene Ontology annotation, cellular component: mitochondrion.
AUGUCUCGAUCAAUUGCUGUAUUUGGAGGCAAUGGCUUCUUAGGUAAAAAAAUCUGUGAGGUUGGUGUUCGCUUGGGCUGGUCGGUCACGUCGCUUUCCAGAUCAGGUACUCCUCCAACACCUGUUUCCCACUCAGACCAUCUGUGGAUCUCCAACGUGAACUGGGUGUCUGCUGACCUUUUCAAUGCUGACUCUUACAAACAGCAUGUUGCCAAUAAGACUGCUGUGGUGCACUCUGUGGGCAUGCUUUUCGAAAACCUGGACUAUAAGAAGGCAAUCAAUUCGAACUUCAGCUUCUUGAAUGACUUCCAGAGGCUUGCUAGCAUGUUGAAGGGUCCUAACCCUUUGACGAAGAACCAUAACCUGACAUAUGAAGCUGUCCAGAGAGACACGGCUGUGAUGUUGGCAGACGCUUACCUUGAGGGCCUGAAGGACAUUGAAAACCCAUCAUAUGUAUACAUUUCGGCGGAAAUGAAACCUCCGAUCGUUCCCGAAGGGUACUUGACGACGAAGAGAGAAGCCGAAUUCGAGCUUUCUUGCAAACCCAACCUCAGGUCUAUCCUUUUACGCCCGGGCGUGAUGUACGAUGAAAGUGCUCCUCUCCAGGAGAAGAGGAAGCUCUUUGGCAAGUUCUUGGGCUUGGGCUACACGUUGAAAGAAGGCAUUAUCGGAGAUAAGAUUCCUAUCUUCAACGAACUUAUAAGGCCGCCAGUAUCGACAGAAAAGGUGGCGCUCACGCUUUACAAGAAGCUCGAAGAUCCCGAGGCUAGCGGUGUUGUUUCUCUUGACGAGAUUGUCAAUUUCUAA